This is a messenger RNA of Fulvia fulva, 399 nucleotides long. RefSeq lists its product as uncharacterized. Lineage: Eukaryota; Fungi; Ascomycota; Dothideomycetes; Mycosphaerellales; Mycosphaerellaceae. The record is from RefSeq and is a predicted model, not a curated record. The coding region runs from base 1 to 399 and encodes 132 amino acids. The transcript has a single exon.
AUGCAUAUAGAGACCGCCUUCGGUGUGCCCUUCUCGCCCUACCCGAGUCCUCCAUCUCUGGCCUCCUCAGACGGUUCAUAUCAACAGGACUUCUUCAACAUGGGCGCCAACACCAAUGUCAACAUGGACGGGACUGGUGUACUCAACUACCAGCGAGCCAUCGAUAUUGCUCGCAACACGGAAGGCGACCUCGAUCCUACUAUAUCGGCCUACCUGGAAGGAGCUCUUACAGAUAUCUGGGGUCGGAUCUCUCUUCAACCGGAGACAUACAUCAUGUCCAAGGAUGAAUUUGCUAUAUUCAACUUCUAUCGCAGGCGCUUCGAUGAGAACGAAGUUGCAGAGCAUGCAGUUGCCCGGUUUUGGGCGCACACGCACGAUGCUCCUGCCACAGCUGCUUAG